Molecule: messenger RNA, 5420 nt
Organism: Coregonus sp. 'balchen'
Lineage: Eukaryota; Metazoa; Chordata; Actinopteri; Salmoniformes; Salmonidae
Source: the annotation of a GenBank genome assembly
GAGAACCACUGUAGGCGUAUAAAGAUCCUGGGAGACUGUUACUACUGUGUGUCAGGUCUGACCCAGCCCAAGACUGACCAUGCCCACUGCUGUGUGGAGAUGGGCCUGGACAUGAUUGACACCAUCACGUGAGUCUAUAGGUUUAGGGUAGACACUCACUCUCUCACUCAUCUUUGCUAGCUCCUUGGACAUUUGUCUCUCUACGCCGUCCUGUUCUGGGCCAGGUCCUGGACUGAUGUGGUGUUAUUUACAUUUACAUUUUAGUCAUUUAGCAGACGCUCUUAUCCAGAGCGACUUACAGUUAGUGAGUGCAUACAUUUUCAUACUGGUCCCCCGUGGGAAUCGAACCCACAACCCUGGCAUUGCAAGCGCCAUGCUCUACCAACUGAGCUACACGUUUGUGUAGGUCGUCCAUGGUAAACACGUCAUGUUACUGGUUGCCUGAUAAACCACAUGAGUCAUCGUGAUGUUAGGGUCAGUGUUGACAUCUGUUUCUGACAGUAUUAUGUAGGUACAGUCACAUUGAUUUGUGAUGGACACCAUAUCACAUAUCCCUUUAUCACUGUAUCAAAUAAAAUACAAAAGUCUUUCUCACAUACGCCGAAUACAACACCUUACCAUUAAAUGCUUACUUACAAGCCCUUAACCAACAAUGCAGUUUUAAGAAAAUAGAGUUAAGAAAAUAUUUACUAAAUAAACUAAAGUAAAAAAAUAAAAAAGUAACAAUAAAAUAACAAUAAUGAGGCUAUAUACAGGGGGUACCGGAAUCGAGUCAAUGUGCGGGGGUACAUAUUAGUCGAGGUCAUUUUUACAUGUAGGUAGGGGUAAAGUGACUAUGCAUAGAUAAUAACAGCGAGUUUAGCUAGGCAGCAGGAAUGAGCCUGCUGACUAGCUUUCAGCCAUUAUAUUGAAUCAUUUGGUUUGACAAGGGAUAAAAGUGAGACUGAGGACUGGGGAUAUUACUAUUCUCUAUUCUUCUAAACCACUGUGGUUCAAGUCCAGGCUGAAGGAUUCCUUAGUGAAAUUGUCAAUGGAUUCUAUGAAUACAUGCCAACACUGCAGAUAGAUGGAGUUGAGAGGGUGGAUUGCCAUUUGAGGGAGAGGGAAUGGAAAUACAUUUGGAUGCUUCCUGAUGAAGCUUGAAAGUGAUUGUCUCAUUUGCAUGUCCUGCACAAUUUGGAGAAAGAAGAAAGAGCUCAACACUUCAAUGAGCCUUAUCCCAUUCUGUGAUAAAUGCAUGGCCGUUGGCUUGGUGUUAUAUAGCUCUAUAUACAAAAUAGGGGUUGUAGAUACAGAGACCCAUAUACCCAGGGAUUUAAAACAGACAGAUAUAGGGUUACAAUGCACAAUACAAACACAUGCCUUCUUAUGUUAGCGGUAUAUUCAUAUUAAUUCAAAUUCAUAUUGGUGACAAGUGUAGCAUUUUGCCCUGUUUAUUGAGUUUCUAGACCCUAGAUACUGCUCUUAAACCUCACUUUGCUCCAUCAUUACUGGUGGAAUUUUCCUCUGUCUGUACUCUCACAUUCUCUUAAACGUUACUUUCCUAACAGACAGGAGUAGAGGAAAAACUGUUUAGAAUCUGAAGUAGCUACCAUUUUUUCCUUCUGGCUUAUCUCUCAAGAACAUGUGCACUUUUUCUUCCAGACAGAGAGGGGGAGGAUGGGAGGAUGGGAGGCUGGGAGGGAUGUUAGAACUCAGUGCUGCCUGGCCUGCCUGGCCUGUCUGUAUUAUUAUGUGGAGUGGGGCAGCACCAUUUAUCAUGGCAGAAUAAAAUAUGGGGAGGCAAGAAAUGAUUUGUAAACAGUAAUGCUAGAGUGGACGCGCUAGGGUUGCAAAGGGAGGGUAUGUUACUGGUAACUUUCAAAGUUUACCAGUAAACUGCCAGAAAUGUGGUAACUUUCAAGGAUUUUAUGGAAUUGUAUCACAUGACAUCUAGUGGCCUUUUUGGGUAAUUCAGAUUAUCACAGGUGUCUGUAAUUAUCUCUGGCCCUCUGUGUGGCCUUAUCAAAUGUCAAAUAUAUAAAAUAAUCAAAUAAGAUGAUUAAAUAUAUAUAUAUAUAUAUAUAUAUAGAAUGACAAACUCUAAAGCAUUAUACUAAAUAUAAACCAUCAACUUAGUGAAUACCAUUAGUGUUUAAAGGGUCAAUCUUCAGUUGCUACAUACAUUUUUGCACUUAUAAAUUAAUGAUAUGUUCUUGAAGAAUAUAACUGAUAAAUGCCUCAUGAGCUUAUUUCAACUGUCGUACCCCAUCAGAACCCAGAAUGUAAGCUUUUUUACUCCAAUGUUUGUAAACAAGGUAAAUGUAAACAAGCACAACUUACAGUGCAUUCACAUUUCCACAUUUUGUUGUGUUACAGCCUGAAUUUUAAAUUGAUUAAAUUGAGAUGUUGUAUCACUGAUCUACACACACCACCCCAUAAUGUCAAAGAGGAAUUAUGUUUGUAGAAAAUGUUGGAAAGAUGAAAUGUCUUGAAUCAAUAAGUAUUCAACCCCUUUGUUAUGGCAAGCCUAAAUAAGAACAGGAGUUAAUGUGCUUAACAAAUCCCAUUAUUAGUUGCAUGGACUCAUUCCGUGUUCAAUAAUUGUGGCUACCCCAUCUCUGUGCCCCACAUAUACAAUUAUCUGUAAGGUCCCUCAAUCGAGUAGUGAAUUUCAAGCACAGAUUCAACCACAAAGACCAGGGAGGUUUUUCAAUGCCUCACAAAGAAGGGCACCGAUUGGUACAGUGGCUUGAAAAAGUAUUCACCACCCUUGGCAUUUUUCCUAUUUUGUUGCCUUACAACCUGGAAUUAAAAUGGAUUUUUGGGGGGUUUGUAUCAUUUGAUUUACACAACAUGCCUAACACUUUGAAAAUGCAAAAUAUUUUUUCUUGUGAAACAAACAAGAAAUAAGACAAAAAAACAGAAAACUUGAGCGUGCAUAAUUAUUCACCCCCCCCCCCCCCCCAAAGUCAAUACUUUGUAGAGCCACAUUUUGCAGCAAUUACAGCUGCAAGUCUCUUGGUAUGUCUCUAUAAGCUUGGCACAUCUAGCCACUUAAAAUUGGUGCAUUCAACUUCUGAUAGCAAGUGGGACAACCACUUUUUUUCUUCUUUUUUUAUGGGGGGGGGGGGGGAGGGGGGGGGGGGGGGGGGGGGUAGAAGGAUUGCUUUAUACUAUUCCAGGUAUUCCUUAAAGAGGUAGGGUUUCAAGUGUCUCCGGAAGGUGGUCAGUGACUCCGCUGUCCUGGCGUCGUGGGGGAGCUUGUUCCACCAUUGGGGUGCCAGAGCAGCAAAUAGCUUUGACUGGGCUGAGCGGAAACUGUGCUUCUGUAGAGGUAUGGGCCAGAGGUGGAUGAACGUAGUGCCCUCGUUUGGGUGUAGGGUCUGAUCAGAGCCUGAAGGUAAGGAGAUGCCGUUCCCCUCACAGCUCCGUAGGCAAGCACCAUGGUCUUGUAGUAGAUGCGAGCCUCAACUCGAAGCCAGUGGAGUGUGCGGAGGAGCGGGGUGACAUGAGAGAACUUGGGAAGGUCGAACACCAGACGGGCUGCGGCGUUCUGGAUAACUUGUAGGGGUUUAAUGGCACAGGCAGGGAGCCCAGCCAACAGCGAGUUUGCAGUAAUCCAGACGGGAGAUGACAAGUGCCUGGAUUAGGACCUGUGCCGCUUUCUGUGUAAGGUAGGGUCGUACUCUGCAAAUGUUGUAGAGCAUGAACCUGCAGGAUCGGGUCACCGCUUUGAUGUUAGCAGAGAAUGACAGGGUGUUGUCCAGGGUCACGGCAAGGGUCUUUGCACUCUGGGAGGAGGACACAAUGGAGUUGUCAACCGUGAUGGCGAGAUCAUGGAGCAGGCAGUCCUUCCCAAUUUCAAGACAACAUUGAAUGUUCCUGAGUGGCCUAGUUACAGUUUUGACUUAAAUCGGCUUGAAAUUCUAUGGCAAGACUUGAAAAUGACUGUCUAGCAAUGAUCAAUAAUCAACUUGACAGAGCUUGAAGAUUUUUAAAAUGAUUAAUAGGCAAAUAUUGUACAAUCCAGGUGUGCAAAGCUUUUAGAGACUUACCCAGAAAGACUCACAGCUGUAAUCACCGCCAAAGGUGCUUCUUCAAAAUUUUGAAUCAGGGGUGUGAAUACUCAUGUAAAUGAGAUAUUUCUGUAUUUCAUUUUCAAUAAAUUAGCUAAUACAUUUUCUAAAAACAUUACUUCAAUUUGUCUUUAUGGGGUAUUGUGUGUAGGUGGGUUAGAAAUGUUUUAUAUUUAAUCAGUUUUGAAUUCAUGCUGUAACACAACAAAAUGUGGAAUAUGUCAAGGGGUAUGAAUACUUUUGCAAGGCACUGUAGCCUCAAAACAUAGUUAAAAUUAUCAUUUCGAUAUCAUGGAUGGCCAGUCCUUGCAUUUAUAGCUUUGUCUAUGAAUGUGAGAGUGGUUACAUUUCUCAAUUAUUAUCUCCAUUAUUAUCCAUUAUUGUUUCAACUGCUGAUUGCUUUAAUAUGAGGGUUUCAGCAUGAAAUAUCCUUUAUAUUUUUUUACACACUUUUAUUCAUUUUACUAUGUCAAUAUGUCUUUGUUGUAAAUGUUUUGUCACCAAACUGUUGGCAGUUGUGAAAAAAGUCAAUAGUUGGAAGAGUUGCAGAUUUAAUUGAAAAUAAUGCCAUAUUUGAUUCGAUGCUGUUUUCAUUGUAUAGGCUAUUUUCUCUUAAACCAUAUAUAUGGUCUAUCCAGUAGAAAGUUAUGGAUAAUAUGGACAUAGAUAUAACAAAUGAAAGCUGUAUAUGACUAAAUUUUGUAAAAAGUUAUUCAAGCAUAAAUUACCAAAGUUACCAUAGAUUGCAGUAGGAAAUUCAGGUAACUUUUGUAAAUUAACGGUAGUUUUGCAACCCUAGCAUGCACACACACAUGAACACGUAUACACACAGUCACACACACACAUGCAUACAGGUACACAUGGGGACUUGACACUUGGCAAGCACGCACGCACGCAUACACAAACAAACACACACACACAAACCCUCCCACACAUAGUGUCAAUGUUAUAAUAUUGUAAUGACCCUCCUCAUGCUCCUGCAGAUCAGUAGCGGAGGCCACGGAGGUGAAUCUGAACAUGCGUGUGGGUCUCCACACAGGCCGGGUGCUGUGUGGGGUCCUGGGACUGAGGAAGUGGCAGUAUGACGUGUGGUCCAACGAUGUCACACUGGCCAACGUGAUGGAGGCAGGAGGACUGCCUGGGUUAGUGCGAGUUAUCAACAUGCCAUGCCAAAAUUUGCUGUCACAGUACCCAACCUGACAUACAACACAGCCUCUGGAGCAAUUAGUGGUUAAGUACCUUGCUUGAAGGCACAACAGUGGUAGGUAGCACCACAUGAUGCUGACUCUGUGUUUCUCCUUCUCCACCAGGAAGGUCCACAUCACCAAGGCGACCCUGGACUCCCUGAAUGGAGACUAUGAG